Messenger RNA from Symbiodinium sp. CCMP2456, 1213 nucleotides. The record is from the annotation of a GenBank genome assembly. Lineage: Eukaryota; Dinophyceae; Suessiales; Symbiodiniaceae.
GAAAGUGCAGCUUUGCCCUCUCGGUGCACCUUCCGUCGCAAGCCACUGUCGCGAGUUUGCCUUUGCACCCUCGCCUUGCUCCGCCAUGGCUCUCCGCCUUCUGGCCGCCGUCUUCCUGGGCGCUGCCGCAUGGCAGUGCGCCUUCGUGACCUCCGGUGCCGGGCCAACCCGCUCUCCUCAGGUGAGCAUGCACGCAGCAGCUGGCCAAUCCCAGGCCGCUGAGCAGGAGAACGGCCUGUCCCCUGUGGUGUCCAUCGGCAUCGGUGCCAUCGUUGGUCUGCUGGUGGCCGCGGCCCCAGCAUUGGCCCAGAGUGCCCAGGGCUACGAGCAAAUGGGAGGCGACGAUGUGAGGCGUUACGAGAAGCCCGAGGGCACUUCCAACCUCCUCAAGGAGCUGACGGGCGACAAGCAGAAGUUCUACGCGGGCAAGGUGGACCUGGACUACAGGAGCAAGGGCUACAAGAUGGAGGAGUACAAGACCGAGCGUGAGCUGCAGUCACAAUCACGUGCUGGACUGGUUCCCUCGCAUUGCUCCUGCUCCGCCAUGGCUCUCCGCGUGCUGGCCGCCGUCUUGCUGGGCGCUGCCGCGUGGCAGUGCGCCUUCGUGACCUCCGGUGCCGCCGCUGAGCAGGAGGACGGCCUGUCCCCUGUGGUGUCCAUCGGCAUCGGUGCCAUCGUUGGUCUGCUGGUGGCCGCGGCCCCAGCACUGGCCGUGAGCGCCCAGGGCUACGAGCAAAUGGGAGGCUGCUGGCUUGCACCUCCCUCGCCUUGCUCCGCCAUGGCUCUCCGCGUGCUGGCCGCUGUCUUCCUGUGUGCUGCCGCAUGGCAGUGUGCCUUCGUGACCUCCGGUGCCGGGCCAACCCGCUCUCCUCAGGUGAGCAUGCACGCGGCAGCUGGCCAAUCCCAGGCCGCUGAGCAGGAGAACGGCCUGUCCCCUGUGGUGUCCAUCGGCAUCGGUGCCAUCGUUGGUCUGCUGGUGGCCGCGGCCCCAGCACUGGCCGUGAGCGCCCAGGGCUACGAGCAAAUGGGAGGCGACGAUGUGAGGCGCUACGAGAAGCCCGAGGGCACUUCCGGCCUCCUCAAGGAGCUGACGGGCGACAAGCAGAAGUUCUACGCGGGCAAGGUGGACCUGGACUACAGGAGCAAGGGCUACAAGAUGGAGGAGUACAAGACCGAGCGUGAGCUGAAGGUGAAGCUUCAGGGCGGCAAGUGA